This is a messenger RNA of Penicillium crustosum, 636 nucleotides long. RefSeq names its product alpha/beta fold hydrolase. The transcript has 2 exons. The record is from RefSeq and is a predicted model, not a curated record. Bases 1 to 636 code for a protein of 211 amino acids. NCBI's taxonomy places the organism in Eukaryota, Fungi, Ascomycota, Eurotiomycetes, Eurotiales, Aspergillaceae.
AUGGGUAAAUCCCUAUCUCGUGCCUUGAUCGGCGCGGCCGUCUUUUCCUACGGCCUCUUUACAGUUGCUCUUUAUGGUUUCAUUGCCUUGGCGAAAGGCACAUACUUCAAACGCCCCACCGAAAACGAGAAACGGGACCUGCAGCUUGACUUCGAAGGUCUCUCUCACCACAUUCUAACUUUGCAGAGCGGAUUCAAGUUCCACUUUGUCAGUAACGAUAUCCCGAACACACCGGAAACCAUCAAUUCCGAUAAACCAUUGGUCAUCUUCAUCCACGGAUUCCCCGAUAGCUGGGCGAUCUGGCGACACAUUAUCAGAAACCCUGCUCUGCAAGAGGCCGUCUCCAUCGUUGCGAUUGACCUUCCUGGAUAUGGAGGCACAGAGAGCCUGGAAAAAUAUACUGCAACAAACGUCUUGGAGAAGUUGACAGAGUUGAUCGUCACCCUGCGGACUCAGUAUGGCGUGGACUCGGGGAACGAAAGCAACAAGAAGAGAACCAUAAUUGUCGCCCAUGAUUGGGGCUGUGUCUUGUCCAUGCGCCUCGCUGCCGAAGCUCCGUCCCUGGCCCAUCGGUUCAUCCUGUCCAACGGACCAUCAGUAUGUCAAAACACCGGUGAAUAUGUUUAUCUUAACUAA